This is a messenger RNA of Saprolegnia diclina VS20, 740 nucleotides long. RefSeq lists its product as hypothetical. NCBI's taxonomy places the organism in Eukaryota, Oomycota, Saprolegniomycetes, Saprolegniales, Saprolegniaceae. The transcript has 2 exons. The record is from RefSeq and is a predicted model, not a curated record. The coding region runs from base 53 to 526 and encodes 157 amino acids.
CGGCCGCCUGCAGAAAGGCCACAUUGCCUUUUGACGGGCAAAGAAGACGACGAUGGCGUACCGCGAGUGGCACUUCCACACGUACUUUCACGCAGAGAACCCGGAAGAGCUGGCCAAGGUCACUGCCCUUCGCAACGCGCUCGUCGCGAACCUCGAGAGCAAGGACCGCCGCUUUGUGGCGGUGCCACUGCACCAUUUUGUCGGCAACAAGACGACCGAGCCGCAGGUGCGCGCCAAGCCCACGCAUGGCCUCAACCUCGUGCCCGUGGGCCCGCACCCGAUCGGGUCGUUCGAGACGUGGGCGCCCGUCGAGCACUUUGCUGAAGUCUACUCGUGGUUCGUCGCCAACCGCAACGGCCUCAGCGUCUUCAUUCACCCGUUGACGCGCGAGGAGAUUCGCGAUCACACGGAGCGCGCUGCGUGGAUGGGCACGCCGCUCGUGCUCGAUGUGAGCUCGCUCGCGACGCAGCUUGCCGAGCCCGCGUCGCAGUACCCGUUCUUUCACCUUGGCUACGCCAGCGAGUAAAUUUGCAGUUGCAUCUCGAGUCGCUAACUAAUGCAUGCUUUGUCGUAUACGUGCUUGCUUGGAGCUCUAGUCAGUCUCUGCUAUUUGGCCACAGUUGUUCGAGCCGAGCGACCACCACUGUACACGGGUCUCGAUCAAUGGGCCCUAGACGUAGUCUGCUCUGGUAAUUAUGGAGUCAUGGCUAGCGACGCUCUUAACGUCGAGUUGAUCGUGC